Messenger RNA from Symbiodinium sp. CCMP2592, 1992 nucleotides. Lineage: Eukaryota; Dinophyceae; Suessiales; Symbiodiniaceae. The record is from the annotation of a GenBank genome assembly.
AUGCCUCGCUAUUGCCAUGGCUUCGAGGAUCCAUCAGGAGACGGAGCCCGACCAUGCAUUUUCUCGCAAGAUGGUAGAGGUGGACCUGCGCAAACCAGCAACAAGAGCUGCGUACUGUGCAGUCUGGAAAGCCUAGAACUCGCUCUUGGUUCUCGUGUGGCCAGAGGCAAUUUGAUCAGACAGCUGAAGCACUGGCGGCAAGUCGGGUCGCCGACAUAUGAAGCGGCAUUUGGGUUGGGAUCAUUGUGUGUGCUAUCUGCCAGCGAGCAAUGUGGCUUGCGGGCAAAGGCCGGAGAGCGUCCCAACUUCAAGCCAUCCAGCAGUUGGUUGCAUAAGAAGCAACGGCGCCUGAGGCAGUUCUUGCUCGGCCGAGCAAUCCCGCGGACGAGCCUGAGCACCCGCAGCCGAAAAUAUGUGCAGUCUGCAUCAAGCCAGCGCAGUGGUGGCCAAAGCUGGAUUCUUCACUAUUACUAUGUGCACAAUCGCAAGAUGGCACAUCGUCUUGCCACUGCGUUAAAGAAAGUCGCAGGUGGUACAGUUUGGAAGGGGAAGAAGGCGUCGCUGAGAGGAUACCGCCAAAGAUGGUGGCGAGCUCGGAGGGAACUGAGACGAAGAUAUUCUGAGCUGAUGGCUAUGGCUGAAGGGCCUCUUUUGAGCUGCAGAGCCGCGAAGUGGGCAAUCGAAGAGGAUAUACUGCAAGCUGGCUUUCGAGUGCCUCUAUCUGGCAGGAUGUCAUGCCAGAAUCAUCCGCAAUGGAGAUUCUUGGCUGAAACCGGUCACAUCCUUUACUUCCAGAGUCCGCAUGAAAGUCUGGAUUUCGCACAGAAACAGUUGGCGAGUGCGACGUGCUCCAUCAACAACGCACUGGGCAGACCCACGUGCGACAUCACUUUGCAGACGGCCCAACGCCUAUUGAAGGCACGCGGUUCUGAACAUGAUUGGCGCAUGUGUGUGAAGCGGGAUGGCAAGAUACUGUCUCCUUUCGCCGUUGGCUGUGCCCUGGAACAGAUUGGUUUCAAAUUGCAGUAUUGUUCUGACCCAAGCAUUUGGCCAGCUGGAGCACAGAGCCUGCUGCAAAUCCGUGGCGACCAGAAUUCUGGUAAUGAGCAUUGGGCUGCUCUGACAUCCUGUGAUGGCCGAAUAUAUGUGUUAGAUUGCUUCCAAGGCAAGCCUGAGCUGGUCAUGAAUUGGCACCCAGACUUGCAACCUUGCGAAACCUACGCGGAGCCACCGCACAUCCAUCAGCAGCGAAAGGAGAUGCCAAGCAGGUGCUUGAAGCCAGAAGAAGGCGAGCUUCAAGAGGAGGCGACAACAAGCUCGAAGGACUUACUCUCAGAAUACGUUCUCGGCGCGUGGUCUCAACCUGAAGAAGACGGAGGCGGCGACAAGGUGCGCGGUCUCAACUUGAAGAGGAUGGAGGCGGGAACCAGGCCGGAGCACUUCUCCUCAACCAAUAUCGGGUCCGAGGUGCGUGGUCUCAACUCGAACAGGCAAGGACAAGGCGGGGAGGGCCCAUCCUCAACCAACAUGGGGUUCCGAGGUGUGGAAGUUCAAGCUGAGGAAGACACAGGCGUGGAAGCUCAAGCUGAAGAAGACAGGGGCAGGGACAAGGGUCUCAAGCUGCAGAAGCGCAACGACAAGGUGUGGAAGCUCAAGCCGAAGAAGACAGAGGUGUGUGGACUCAGCGACAAGGCCGAGAGGGCUUAUCCGGAGUGCGUGGUCUCAGUCGAAGAAGGCGGAGGCAGGGACGAGGCCGGAGCACUUAUCCUCAACCAAUAUGGGGUCCCAGGUGCGCGGUCUCAACUUGAAGAGGAUGGAGGCGGGGACCAGGAAGCUCAAGCUAAAGAAGACAGAGGCAAGAACGAGGUGUGGAAGUUCAAGCUGAAGAAGACAGAGGCGUGGAAGCUCAAGAUGAAGAAGGGCAAGGACAAGGUGUGGGAGCUCAAGCCGAAGGAGACAGAGGCAAGGACAAUCCAGGGUAUGGAAGCUUGA